GUGUCGUCAGGCAAAAUACAAGACAGCAGUAGGAGCAGAGAUCUGCAACAGAUAAACACACAGACUAACACACCAGCUCAAUUGCUCGCAGACACACACACUCUACAAGCACUGCGAGACAGGCGCGGCAGAACGGGGGGGGAUUGUGGCUCAGAUUUCUCGAGUAUCUUAUGUUCAUGGGCUUAUUGUCAUCCAUCUUUUCUGUGGAAAACAGCCUCUGACAGAGUGCGGGGCAGGUGUGCCCUUUAAGAGCGGGAGCAGCUGAGGCAAGGACAGCAUCCUAGGCUCCAUCCUCUGUGGAGGUUUUUCCGGAUCUAACGUGUGGAGAAAAGACGGCCGGUCAGUCAAAGCUGUCUGGUUCUCUGUUCUCCUGCCUCCCUCGUGGAAAUAAGCUGCAAUGGUUGGCAGUAUUCAAAGGCCUAAAGCUGUGUGAGAGAGCUCUAUGAACAGCAGACCCAAUGGACAUCAAAGGCCAGUGUUGGACAGACGAGGAGUCGGAUGGGGAAAACGAAUCGGAACAGUUCUUGUACGGCAUUCAGUGUUGCUUGUUACAGGGGAGCUGUGCUGCUGAUCUGUACCGCCACCCUCAACUGGAUGCAGAUAUUGAGGCAGUAAAAGACAUCUACACUGACAGUGCUGUCUCUGUUAGGGAGUAUGGAACCAUUGAUGAUGUGGACAUCGAUCUUCAUAUUAACAUCGGUUUCUUAGACGAGGAGGUUGCAACAGCUUGGAAAGUUAUCAGAACAGAGCCCAUUAUUCUGAGACUGCGCUUUUCUCUUUCUCAGUACCUCGAUGGACCUGAGCCGUCAGUAGAAGUGUUCCAGCCCUCUAAUAAAGAAGGCUUCAGCCUUGGCCUGCAGCUCAAAAAGAUCCUGAGCUCGUUCACCUCACAGCAGUGGAAGCACCUCAGUAAUGAGUUCCUCAAGGCCCAGCAGGAGAAGAGGCACAGCUGGUUCAAAGCCGGAGGAACCAUCAAGAAGUUCCGUGCCGGGCUCAGCAUCUUCUCCCCCAUACCCAAGUCUCCAAGUUUUCCUCUGAUCCAAGAUACAGUGUUAAAGGGGAAGCUUAGUGUCCCGGAGCUGAGAGUGACCCGCCUGAUGAACCGCUCUAUCUCGUGUACCAUGAAGAACCCGAAAGGGGAGCUCUUCAGCUAUCCACCCAACAGCCAGACUGUGGCUGUCCCGGCGGCCAGGGCCCCAGCGCAGAUUACCACGAGGCAGCUGAUUGAAUUGUUUUUCUCAUCCCAGGCGGGCGGCCACUGCAAGAACAUCCCUACCUUGGAGUACGGCUUCUUAGUGCAGAUAAUGAAGUACUCAGAGCAGAGGAUUCCAACGCUCAACGAGUACUGCGUGGUGUGCGAUGAGCAGCACGUCUUUCAGAACGGAUCCAUGCUGAAGCCCGCUGUGUGCACCAGGGAGCUCUGUGUGUUUUCCUUCUACACUCUUGGUGUGAUGUCUGGAGCUGCAGAGGAGGUGGCCACUGGAGCAGAGGUGGUGGACCUACUUGUGGCUAUGUGUCGAGCUGCUCUCGAGUCUCCCCGUAAGAGCAUCAUCUUUGAGCCCUACCCUUCAGUCGUUGACCCCAACGACCCCAAGACUCUGGCCUUCAACCCAAAGAAGAAGAAUUAUGAAAGACUGCAGAAAGCAUUGGACAGCGUCAUGUCCAUUCGGGAAAUGACCCAGGGCUCAUAUCUAGAGAUCAAGAAACAGAUGGACAAACUUGACCCGUUGGCCCAUCCACUGCUGCAGUGGAUUAUUUCCAGUAACAGAUCUCAUAUCGUCAAGCUGCCUCUGAGUAGGCAACUGAAAUUCAUGCACACCUCCCACCAGUUCCUGCUGCUCAGCAGCCCCCCUGCCAAGGAGGCUCGUUUUCGCACUGCCAAGAAGCUCUACGGCAGCACCUUCGCCUUCCAUGGUUCCCAUAUAGAGAACUGGCACUCUGUUCUGAGAAAUGGACUAGUCAAUGCCUCUUAUACCAAACUGCAGCUGCAUGGGGCAGCGUAUGGAAAGGGCAUCUAUCUGAGCCCCAUCUCCAGCAUAUCUUUUGGAUACUCAGGAAUGGGGAAAGGACAGCACCGUAUGCCCACCAAAGAUGAACUGGUGCAGCGCUACAACCGCAUGAAUACCAUACCACAGAGCCGCCCAAUACAGUCAAGGUUUCUCCAAAGUAGGAAUCUGAACUGCAUCGCUCUGUGUGAAGUGAUCACAUCGAAGGAUCUGCAGAAACACGGCAACAUUUGGGUGUGUCCAGUUUCCGACCACGUCUGUACUCGCUUCUUUUUUGUGUAUGAAGACGGCCAAGUAGGAGAUGCCAACAUCAACACCCAGGAGCCUAAGGUGCAGAAGGAGAUCAUGCGUGUGAUUGGGACCCAGAUCUACUCCAGCUAAUGGAGGUUUUUUCCAACAGUCUCUCUGGCGGAGGCACACAGGCGGGCAGGCAGUGAAUGUUUGGACGAGCUGACCUCAUGCCUGUUACUGACGGCUGAGGGAGCUCUCGAGCACAUACUUUCUAGAGUCCUUUUGUUCUGCUCUGCUCAUUUUCCUCUCUUUCCUUUAUUCAUUUUCUCCGAGUGUUACAUGUUCAUGUUACAUGUUCAUUCCCACCAUACGAAGGUUCAAGCCAGUUAAAGUCCAUUUUCUCAGUUUAAUUCAGAACUGGGUAAACUUGGCUUUUUCCUUUUUCGCUGCACCCUAACUGAUCUUUUGUACUAAUUAUCUCUAUUUAUCAUUUCUCUUUGUGAAUAUCUUCUUAAAAAAAAAAUCUAAAUGACAUCCUGUGUGAAACAAGUGUUGGUUUAACAUGCAUAUAUAAGUCUAUUCUUUUAUUGUUUUUGCAAAAGUAUUAUCUAAAAAAAAUGUUGUUAGUUUUUUGAUUAAUGACAUGAACUAAGGUCUGUGACAGUGAGGUCGUGGGGGCAAACACUCCUGUCAUGUUUUCACUGGAUGAAGUUCCCAGAAUCCAAUAACGAGGUGCUACUUGAACUACAGUUAUUCACUGUAGGCACUUUGUUUUCAUCACAUUAUAAACAUGUACAAAUCCAGCCAUUGACAGUGUUAAGAUUUUUCAGUACAGAAUAGGACACGAUGAAGCACUUUUAAAACUUUAAAACACCCGGAUGUCACACAGACAGAAUUUGAAAAAAUAUCUCAAUAAAGCUCAUAAUGUUUUCUCCGAGCUUCCCUUUUAAAGGGCGGCACUUUCUGCAGAUCCCACAGAGAGUCAACACCAAACUGAACCUCAUUCAUAUUUUAGAUACUGUAAGCUAAUUGAAAGGGAUUGCCAACGCUAGCUUCACUUCAUCUAGCCUGCACUCCCAGUUUUUAGUUUUCUUACAUCUGUUUAUGUGAAUGGCUGAAAUGUGUUACUGAAGUAUUGACAACAAUUGGGCAACCACAACACAUUUUUUUUUUUUUCAUCAACUACUGUGCUCUUAAGAUUUUGUUUCUGCAUCUCUGUUAAAGACUUAUGAGAGCUGUUUUUUCUGGAAUUCUGAAAAAGAAUAAGUGUGACGGGGCCAAGUUGCUGCAAGUUCUGGUUGUAAUUUUCUUAUGGAAGAUAAAUCAGACAAAACCUUAAAUCUGGCUAAACUCAACUGUGAGGUUUCCCACUUAAAGCCAAAUUGUUUGUUACAAUAAUGUCCUACUAUUUUCCCUGGAAAAAAACAAAAAUGACAGAGAAUCGAAUCUUACCUGGUGGCACAUCCUUUGCCUUUGUUCAAUGGGGUUGUUUGCCAAGAUUUUAUUCAAGCAGUCGUGACUUUUUUUUUUCCUUUCAGUGGUUUUUAUAUCUCUCUUUGACACUUCUCAUUGGAUUCACACCUUACAAAAUGUACUGUACAGAGAAAUCAUGGACAAUUUAACCAAACUAUCUACUGAUCCAGUCGAGGUGAGCUCACAUCCUCACUGACCCUUCCUAACAUACACUUGAUGUUAAAGAUCACCUCUAUGGUUUCACCCCGAAGAACAGCAACCUUGUAUAGCUAAUCAAGUUUAUCAGUUAGUCAUGUACUUUAUCUAUGUGUGUGUGUGUGUAUGUAUGUAUGUAUGUAUGUAUGUAUGUGUGUAUGUAUGUGUGGGUUUGUAUUUUCUUGACAUUAUAAUAGACAUUGCACUUAUUCAAAGUUUGCCUAAGCUGGAGAAAUGGACUGUCCUUUGACUUGCAGUAGACGGGUGCUGUUGGAGAGAAACAAGGGGGAAAGUAUUUCCUGAGAAAGCAAGACUAUAAUAUCAAACAUCUGUACCAUGUCUGUACUGAGAUGGGCUUUUAGUUUCUCCUGGAACUUAAAACUCGAAAUACUAUAAGGACUCUGAGGCACCGAAGAGAGCAAACUGUAAAUAAGGACAUUGGAGACCUGGUUGAAAUGUACUGCCCAGAACGACAUGGACGUGUGCAGCUUACUCUUUGUGUUGCGGGACUGUGCUAAUAGCUGAUGCCUGUUUUUUUGCCAAGAGAUUUGAGUUGCGAGUCUCUUUGAGAAUCUCUUCUCUGGCUGUCUGUGAGUAAUGUUUUUGAAGAUGAUGUCGACGACAAUGAUGGUGAUUACGAUGAAGAUGAUGAUGAUGAUGAUGAAAGGCGACAAUGCGGGAGGGAAAAAAAAAGAAUAAAGCCUGAAUUUUGCACAGUUUUA
Messenger RNA from Labrus mixtus (cuckoo wrasse), 4627 nucleotides. RefSeq names its product protein mono-ADP-ribosyltransferase PARP6. The coding region runs from base 459 to 2387 and encodes 642 amino acids. Gene Ontology annotation, molecular function: protein serine/threonine kinase activator activity; NAD+ poly-ADP-ribosyltransferase activity; kinase binding. The record is from RefSeq and is a predicted model, not a curated record. Gene Ontology annotation, biological process: endoplasmic reticulum unfolded protein response. Lineage: Eukaryota; Metazoa; Chordata; Actinopteri; Labriformes; Labridae. Gene Ontology annotation, cellular component: intracellular anatomical structure; membrane; endoplasmic reticulum tubular network. The transcript has 23 exons.